Messenger RNA from Prunus mume (Japanese apricot), 692 nucleotides. RefSeq lists its product as uncharacterized. Gene Ontology annotation, cellular component: chloroplast thylakoid membrane; chloroplast inner membrane. The record is from RefSeq and is a predicted model, not a curated record. Lineage: Eukaryota; Viridiplantae; Streptophyta; Magnoliopsida; Rosales; Rosaceae.
AAAGAAUGGCAGAGCGGCAGAGCCCGUCUCUUUCUUUUAUCUUUCUUUCCCGAUAAUUAAUAAUUCUGAAUCAAAACUUGAGAUAUCAAACAAGCAAAAGCAUCGAUAUUAUCGAACCCAUAAAACUUUUCUUCAACUCCCAACAGUCUUAACGCUCAUUUCCACCCUCUUUGUUGUUGGUGUGCAGCGGGUGCGAAGUUACGGACUGCAAACUGCAAACCAUGACUGCUAUUAUCAAUUCGCUGGCUUUGACUACAAAUCCUCAUGUCCAGCUCUCGUCUGGGUCUCCUCUGAAACCAUCACAACAAUAUCUUGGGAGUGUGGCCCCUAUAAACUUGUCACUCAAUUCAAAGCAUAUUGGGAAAGCUCAGCUAUCUACCUCCAAGAGGUCCUUCACAGUUCAGGCUGGAUAUAGUGAUGGAGGUAGGUCAAACAGUUCAAGCAUCUUCAUCAGUGGCUUUGUUUUGGGAGGACUUAUAGUUGGCACACUGGGUGCUGUAUAUGCACCUCAGAUCAGUAAAGCACUGGCUGGAGCUGACCGGAAGGAUCUAAUGAGAAAACUGCCCAAGUUCAUAUAUGAUGAGGACAAAGCUUUGGAGAAAACACGAAAGGUACUGGCUGAGAAGAUAGCGCAGCUGAACUCUGCUAUAGAUGAUGUUUCUGGCCCAGAUGAAGUUGAAGCUGUCAUAUGA